GGGUCGUAUGAGUGGGUAGGGCAUUCCCUCUCCGCAAGAGUGCUUACGUACAGACGCGAUAAAGAGGCAGAUUCUGGAAGCCGUUACGCUGCGUAGGUUUCUUGCCGCCCCACUUACGCAAUUUACGUAUUGCGGCCUAUUCCACAUCGUCGGCGGGGCUAAUGGCUACGCCAGCCAAGAAGAGGAAGACCAAUUUCUCAGAGCAGGAGGUGGAGAUCAUCAUGGACGAGAUGGAGAAGCAGAAGCACAUCUUAAUUAACCAUUACAAUGCUGGGGUUCCACUGCUGACCAAAAGCAACGCCUGGUAUGACAUCUUGAAGCGGGUGAACGCCAUCAGCACGUGCCACCGCGAGCUGGCAGAGGUGAAGAAAAAGUGGUCUGACCUAAAGACCGAGGUGCGCAGGAAGAUGUCGCAGGCGCGCGCUACAGUCGAAGGCGAGGGCGAUGUGGGCACCCCACCCAUAAUGCUCACCCCGCUACAACAGCGCAUUUGCAAUUUACUGGGUGAAAGCGCCAUCCUCAGCCUGCCCGUCCAGGAAUGCUCGGCGGAAAUACCAGCCCAAGUGUCCAUCAGUUCCCCUGGCACCGUGACGCUGUCACAAAUCCCUGCAGAAACCACCUAUCACACCUUGGAGGAAAACGUAGUGGAGUAUUGCACGACCGAGGCUCCCACGACCGUAACGUCUGAGGCCUCAGUCGAAAUGAUCUCUCCUUCUGAAGUCACGGGGAAACCUCAGGAACUGAAGAACCGAAUCGCUCUAAACUCUGCUCGGCUCCUGCAAGAACAGCGAGUGACUAACCUUCAUGUGAAGGAGAUCGCUCAGCACCUUGAACAGCAGAAUGACAUCUUGCAGAUGAUUCGCCGGUCGCAGGAACUCCAGGCCAGUGCUCAGGAACGUCAGGCACAGGCCAUGGAAGGGACCCAGGCAGCUCUGAGUGCCCUCAUUCAGGUACUGCGGCCUAUGAUCAAAGAUGUUCGCAAGUUCCUACAAAACCAGAUUGUUGACUCAACAGCGGUCAAUGAAGCUGGUGACCCAGGAACUCGGAAUGGACGAUCAAACAGUAUCGGCCAGUGAUUGGAAAUGAUGAUCAAAUACUACAAAGUGGUCUAUCACAAAAAACAUGAGCCAAGAAUGGAAGAUCCUUUUUAUAGAAACGACGAUGAACGUAGUUAUCUAGCAACUGCUGGAGAGGGGACAGUAGGGUGCUGGUGGCUCACAUUCUUGAAGAUCAACGGAAUAAAUCUGGAAAUGCUUGCGUUAUUAAGGUUUUCGGAAAAUAGGACUAAAUACAUGUCCAAUAUUGCCAUUGCAGUUCCACAGCUUGUUUUCAUUGUCAUGUAAGGAUUGAAGUAUAGCUUUGUUAGUUGAACGUAGAAGCUCGUAAGGACAGAAGCAUAUCAUAUGCGUGUAAUGAGAAGAUCAGGAAAUCAAUAACCAGAAGAUGCGCACAUUUUAAGUUUGUAUAUGGAUCUGAGCUCAUUAAUUUGUUCUUGAACUUUAUUCCUUAGAAUCCCCCCUCCCCCUUUAUACCUAGCCAUCGUGAACCCGUUAUUCAUCAGUGGUUUAACACUGUGCAGUUUUUAUAAUAAAAUAAUUCAGCUA
Molecule: messenger RNA, 1604 nt
Organism: Pseudophryne corroboree (corroboree frog)
Lineage: Eukaryota; Metazoa; Chordata; Amphibia; Anura; Myobatrachidae
Gene: NAIF1
Product: nuclear apoptosis inducing factor 1
Exons: 2
Coding region: 162-1076 (304 amino acids)
Cellular component (GO): nucleus
Source: RefSeq, a predicted model, not a curated record